Messenger RNA from Aedes aegypti (yellow fever mosquito), 2531 nucleotides. RefSeq names its product fizzy-related protein homolog. Lineage: Eukaryota; Metazoa; Arthropoda; Insecta; Diptera; Culicidae. Gene Ontology annotation, molecular function: protein binding; anaphase-promoting complex binding; ubiquitin ligase activator activity. The transcript has 3 exons. Gene Ontology annotation, biological process: positive regulation of anaphase-promoting complex-dependent catabolic process; anaphase-promoting complex-dependent catabolic process; positive regulation of ubiquitin protein ligase activity. The record is from RefSeq and is a predicted model, not a curated record. Gene Ontology annotation, cellular component: anaphase-promoting complex. Bases 16 to 1221 code for a protein of 401 amino acids.
CCAGUUCGAUUUGAUAUGCAUUCUCCGUCCUCGAGGCUCCAGCGUUCACACAACAGUAAACAGUGCACCGACCUGAAUGCAUCCAGAUCAAAGUGCAUUGAACACUUAUAUUAUCAAUUAUACAUUCAUUUCUCAUCUCUUCGUAUCUUCCCUCUACAGGACUACAACGAGCAAUGUCCGUACUCGCUGUCUCCGGUUAGCAUCAAAAGUCAAAAGCUGUUGCGAUCGCCGCGGAAGGCCACCCGUAAAAUAUCGAAAAUCCCCUUCAAAGUGCUGGACGCACCUGAACUGCAGGAUGACUUCUACCUAAACCUGGUCGAUUGGUCCGCCCAGAAUGUACUGGCGGUGGGGCUGGGUAGCUGCGUUUAUCUAUGGAGUGCUUGCACCAGUCAGGUGACGCGACUUUGCGAUUUGAGCUCCGACGCGAACACGGUCACAUCGGUGUCGUGGAGCGAACGAGGCCACCAGCUUGCAGUGGGGACACACCAUGGCUACGUCACCGUGUGGGACGUGGCCGCUAGCAAACAGGUCAACAAAUUGCAAGGCCACUCGGCCCGCGUAGGAGCCCUGGCUUGGAACGGUGACGUCCUCUCGAGCGGGUCUCGAGAUCGCUUGAUUAUGCAGCGGGAUACGCGCACCCCGGCCCAGGUUUCCGAGCGGAGGUUGGCCGGCCACAGGCAGGAGGUGUGCGGCCUCAAGUGGUCCCCCGAUAAUCAAUACCUGGCCAGCGGUGGCAACGACAAUCGGCUCUACGUGUGGAACCAGCACUCGACCAAUCCCGUGCAAUCAUAUUCGGAGCACAUGGCCGCAGUGAAGGCGAUCGCGUGGUCACCUCAUCACCACGGAUUGCUGGCUAGUGGAGGCGGUACGGCAGAUCGUUGUAUACGCUUCUGGAAUACCCUGACCGGGCAACCGAUGCAAUGCGUGGACACUGGCUCGCAGGUAUGUAAUCUUGCCUGGUCAAAGCAUUCGUCGGAACUGGUGUCCACCCAUGGCUAUUCGCAAAACCAGAUCUUGGUAUGGAAAUAUCCAUCGUUGACACAGGUCGCCAAGCUAACGGGGCAUUCCUAUCGGGUGCUUUACUUGGCACUUAGUCCCGACGGUGAGGCCAUUGUGACCGGUGCCGGGGACGAAACCCUACGCUUCUGGAACGUUUUCAGCAAAGCACGCAGUCAAAAGGAGAAUAAAAGUGUUCUAAAUCUAUUUACAAACAUUCGAUAAAAGCAGACAUUUUAGGAACUUAGAAGCAGGCUUGAGAGAGGGAUACGAAUUGUUCCAUGCUUCCAUAAACUAGAGUGUAGUUCUAAGUCGAUGGCAAAAUUUAACUCAUAACCACUCACUUUUCGAACCACACUUCUUCAGACUUUCCAUCGUUUUUAGGCGUAAAUCAUCCACUGUCAUUAAUUUAUUACGCUAGUGUAUAUUUGUAUAAUUAUAUUUUUCUUUUUAGAAGAAAUAGAAUACGAAUUCGUAGUAAAGAGUUAUAUUUUUGAAUGAAAAGAUUGAUAUUUGUGAGUUUUUUUGGUAGAAUUAAUAUGGAUACAGCAAAGUGUAUUUUAAAACUAAGUUAAAAAAAAGGAUUUUGGCAAACAAAUUAUUUAGUUCUUUUAUAUUGGAGAACUUUGACUUCAUUGCUUAGUGUUUCUAUUCCAUGUGGUGCUUGUUAUGCAUCAGCAUUUUUCGAAAUGCAAAGUGAUGUAGUCGCAAGUAUCAUUAGAUUAUUUAAAGAACAUUUGAACGGUUUUUUGAGUGGCGCGUGGGCAUUGAAUUUUUCGCUUGAUUCGAUUUAUAAAUUGGAUCAGAAGAAAAAUUCAAAUCAAUACCACUUGGAGUUUGAAUGAAUGUAGUACUGAUUUAUAUGUUACUGUUCGAUUUAGGUUUACCAACUGAAAAAAAAAAGUUUGUUUAAAGCAUAGAUAUGGAUGGAUGAAACAACACAACCAAAAUUUACAAACCCUUGAAUCCAUUUUGCUAAAACAUAACUGCAAAGUGUAUUUUUGAAAUAUAGCUAAUUUUUCAAACCAUCCAAAGUAAACGUAAUCGAAAUCUUUCAUCAAGCUACACCAGCUUGACGAAAUGCUUCGUGCCGUUUUCUGCUUUUUAUAGGUUCUUUAUUUUAUCGUACUGUCUAACGAUUAUUUCGGGAAAUCAUUUCACUAAAUGACCUUCUCAAGGGUUAUUACUGAAAUCUUUACCGGUAAUAAUCGUUCAUUGUUGUUGAUUAUGUUUUAUCUUGUAAAUAGUACGUUAAGCCGUCUAAUAACUUUUACAUUCGUGACUACUGUAUGUUGCGUAACUAAUAAUUCAAAACAAAACAUAAACGUUGCAUGCGCGUUUACAGAGAAAGUACUAAUAUUAUUUAAAAUGCCGCACCAAGAUACUACCAACAAUAAAACGUGUUGCUAUAACCCGAUAAGAUGGAAUCAUUCGAAUUCCCGCAAAAUUUGUCAUUUUGGAUUAUUUGGAGGAGUCGGCUAUCGAUGCGACAAAAAUUUGUGUUCUUGAGAUAGACGAAAUACACACUUUUAAAA